Malassezia japonica is the source of this 3300-nucleotide messenger RNA. RefSeq names its product U2 snRNP component prp10 (gene prp10). Lineage: Eukaryota; Fungi; Basidiomycota; Malasseziomycetes; Malasseziales; Malasseziaceae. The transcript has a single exon. The coding region runs from base 1 to 3300 and encodes 1099 amino acids. Gene Ontology annotation, biological process: spliceosomal complex assembly. Gene Ontology annotation, molecular function: mRNA binding. The record is from RefSeq and is a predicted model, not a curated record. Gene Ontology annotation, cellular component: U2-type prespliceosome; U2 snRNP; U12-type spliceosomal complex.
AUGUCGGAUCCAGGGAUGGAGCGGAGGCGCGAGGCGGGUCCCUCGCGCGGGUACGAGCCAGCGCCUGUGGACGAUGAGCCGCGUGUGAACCCGCUGGACCAGUUUACUGCGCCGGCGGAGCUGUUGAACGAGUAUGCGGACGACUCAUACGACCCGAUGGCGGAGCGCGCCGAGUCACACCAGAUUCAGUCGCGCCAGUCGGACUACCAGAAGCGCCGCUUCAACCGCGACCCCGGUCCGCGCGACGGUGCGGAUGAGAACUAUGCGGACGCGAUGCGCCGCGCGAACAUUGAGCGCGAAGAAGAGCGCGUGCGCCGCUUUAUCGAGGACAAGGAGAAGCGCGUCGACGAGCCGGAGGAGAAGGAAAAGGUGGCGCCGGACGCGACGCCGCGCGUCGAGCGCAAGCGCCGCUGGGACGUUGCGCCAGAGGAGCCGGAGGAGACCAAGCGCCGCCGCUCGCGCUGGGACGAGACGCCGGCCGAAGAGCCGAAGCGCUCGCGCUGGGACGAGACGCCGGCGCGCGAGCCGCAGCGCCGCUCGCGCUACCUCUCGGACCAGGAGCUCGACUCGCUGCUGCCGAAAGAAGGCUACAAGAUCGUCGAGCCGCCGCCGGGCUACGAGCCGAUCCGUGCGCCGGGCCAAAAGCUGAUGGAUGCGCCGAACGCUGACGCGGGCUUUACCAUGCAAGAGGUGCGCGACGAUGCCGGCGCGGGCGGUGUCGGCGAGAUGGGCGCCGACCUGCCGACCGACGUGCCGGGCAUUGGCGAGCUCGCGUUUAUGAAGCCCGAGGACCAGGUGUACUUCAAAAAGGCACUGGUCGAAGAAGGCGAGCAGCGCCUGCCGAAAGAGGAGCGCCGCGAGCGCCUCAUCCUGCAGCUCCUCUUGAAAAUCAAAAACGGCACGCCGCAGCUGCGCAAGCAGGCGCUCAAGCAGCUCACCGAGAGCGCGCGCGUCUUUGGCGCGGGGCCGCUCUUUGACAAGAUUUUGCCACUGUUGAUGGAGCGCACGCUCGAGGACCAGGAGCGCCACCUGCUUGUCAAGGUGAUUGACCGUGUGCUGUACCGCCUCGACGACCUCGUGCGCCCGUAUGUGCACCGUAUCCUGGUCGUGAUCGAGCCGCUGCUCAUCGACGAGGACUACUUUGUGCGUGUCGAGGGCCGCGAAAUUAUUAGCAACCUCGCCAAGGCCGCGGGCCUCGCGCACAUGAUCUCGACGAUGCGCCCCGACAUUGACCAUGCGGACGAGUACGUGCGCAAUACGACUGCGCGUGCGCUCGCCGUCGUCGGCACGUCGCUCGGUGUGCCUGCGAUCCUCCCGUUCCUGCGCGCCGUCUGCCGCUCGAAAAAGAGCUGGCAGGCGCGGCACACGGCGAUCCGUGUCGUGCAGCAGAUUGCGAUCUCGAUGGGCUGUGGUGUGCUGCCCCAUCUGCGCGCGCUGGUCGACUGUAUCGAGAAAGGGCUCGAGGACGAGCAGCAAAAGGUCAAGACCAUGACCGCGCUCGCGCUCUCGGCGCUCGCCGAGGCCUCGGCGCCGUAUGGUAUCGAGAGUUUUGAAAACGUGCUCAAGCCGCUCUGGAUGGGCAUCCGGCAGCACCGCGGCAAAGGCCUCGCGGCGUUCCUCAAGGCGGUCGGCUUCAUCAUCCCCCUGAUGGAUGCGGACUCGACGCUGUACUUUGUCAAAGAGGUCACGCCCACGCUCAUCCGCGAGUUCCAGUCGGCGGACGACGAGAUGCGCCGCAUUGUGCUCAAGGUCGUGAAGCAGUGCGCGGCCACCGACGGCGUCACCGGCGCGUUCCUCCGCGAGGAGAUGCUGCCCGACUAUGUGAAGCACUUUUGGGUGCGCCGCAUGGCGCUCGACCGCCGCAACUACCGCGAGGUGGUCGCGACCACCGUCGAGCUCGCGCACAAGGUCGGCGUGAGCGAGAUCGUGGGCCGCCUCGUGCACAUCCUCAAGGACGAGAGCGAGCCGUUCCGGCGCAUGGCGAUGGACGCGAUCAAGGACGUCGUCGGCCAGCUCGGCACGGCCGAUGUCGACGAGCGCCUCGAGGUCCUACUGAUCGACGGCAUGAUCUUUGCGUUCCAGGAGCAGUCGAUGGAGGACAAGGUCAUGCUCGAUGGCCUCGGCGUUGUCGCCGGCGCGCUUGGCAUGCGCACCAAGCCCUACCUGACGCAGAUCGUCUCGACGAUCCUGUGGCGCCUCAACAACAAGAACGCGCAGACGCGUCAGCAGGCCGCGGACCUCACCACGAAGCUCGCGAUGGUCAUCAAGCAGUGCGGCGAGGACGCGCUCCUCUCCAACCUCGGUGUCGUGCUCUUUGAGCAGCUCGGCGAAGAGUUCCCCGAGUCGCUCGCCUCGAUCAUCCAGGCGGAGAAUGCGAUCGCGAACGUGGUCGGCAUGACGCACAUGAAUCCCCCGGUCAAGGAUCUCCUGCCCCGCAUGACGCCGAUCCUGCGCAACCGCCACGAGCGCGUGCAGGAGGCGAGCAUCAACUUGAUCGGCAGCAUCGCCGACCGCGGCGCCGAGUUUGUAAGCGCGCGCGAGUGGAUGCGUAUCUGUUUCGAGCUGCUCGACCUGCUCAAGGCGCAGCGCAAGAGCAUUCGCCGCGCGGCCGUCAACAGCUUUGGCUACAUCGCCAAGGCGAUCGGCCCGCAGGACGUGCUGCAGGUGCUGCUCACCAACCUGCGCGUGCAGGAGCGCCAGAGCCGUGUGUGCUCGACGGUGGCGAUCGCGAUUGUCGCCGAGACCUGCGGUCCAUUUACCUGUCUGCCGGCGAUCCUGAACGAGUACCGCACGCCCGAGGCCAACGUGCAGCACGGGUGCCUCAAGGCGCUCGGCUGGGUGUUUGAGUACAUCGGCGAGAUGAGCAAGGACUAUGUGCACAGCGUCGUGACCCUCCUCGACGACGCGCUCACCGACCGCGACACGGUGCACCGCCAGUCGGCUGCGAGCAUCGUCAAGCACCUCGCGCUCGGCACCGCCGGCCUCGGGCACGAGGACAGCAUGCAGCACCUGCUCAACCUCGUGUGGCCCAACAUCUUUGAGACCUCGCCGCACGUCAUCAACUCGGUGAUGGACGCGGUGGAGGCGAUGCGCGUCACGCUGGGGCCGGGCGUCCUGCUCUACCAUGCGCUCCAGGGUCUCUUCCACCCUGCGCGCAAGGUGCGCGAGAUCUACGUGCGCACGUACAACACCAACUACCUCGGCGCGCAGGACGCCCUCGUGCCGUACUACCCCCGGUUCGACGCGUUCAACACGGAGCGCAACGACUACACGCGCCACGACCUCGGCGUGUUCUUGUAA